UUCACACUCACCUGUACCUGAAAUGAACACCUGUUGCCUGCGGCUUUUCUCUGGGAGAGUCGCUCAUAUUUCAGCAGCUCCACAAAGGAACAAGGCCCAGAGUUGUUUUAAUUCCUCUGGACUCAACACACACACACACAGACACACACAGAGACACACACAAGGGGGAAGAGGAGGAUGCGUUAAGAGAAGACCGAGCUCUGGAUUUUAAAACAUCCAGGAACUGACUCUGUGCUACAGAUUGAACAUGCUGCAGGUUGCAUGAGCUGCGGAUAUGGAGCCAGCGGGAUCCCGCAUGCAGACUUUUAUGGUGGUGGCAGCUUUCUGCCUCUUUUCAGGGAGCGUUGAAGGUGCGAGUCCGGAAGUGAAAGGAAAGGCUGGAGGCGAGGUGGAGCUCGAGUGCAGCUUUCCUCCAUCGUUCCCGACCGAUGUGUCCUCUGCCUCCCUGCAUGUGGUGGAGUGGGUUCGUCAGGGACUCGACAUCCCCGUCCUGAUCAAGUUUGGAUCCUACGUGCCUCGGGUCCAUCCGCAGUAUGAGGGCCGGGUGUCUCUGGUCCGUGUCACUGCCAUGAGGCUGGAGGGCCUGAGGCUGGAGGAUCAGGGUUCGUACGAGUGUCGAAUCCUCUUACUGGAUAAACCCACGGAUGAGCUGCGAAACGGCACCUGGACUCGGCUCUCUGUGACCGCCCCACCCACAUUCACUGAAGCCCCGCCCCCGGCAGUGGAGGCUCUGGUCGGAGGUCGCCUGUUUCUUCCCUGUGUUGCCAAUGGCAACCCCCCUCCCACCAUCACCUGGCUGAAAGAUGGAGGCGUUAUUGAACGAAUACAUUAUCAGGACGGAGCCUUAUCUCUGGGAGCAGUGAGCGUGAAGUCAGCGGGUCAGUACACCUGCCACGCCUCCAACGCCGAGGGAAACAGGACCCGGGUGACCGAAGUGAAGGUCAAAGGUCCGCCCGUCAUUGUCGUCCCUCCCAGAAGCGCCUCUCUCAACAUGUCCCAGAAUGCACUUCUGCGCUGCCAGGCGGUGGCCGACCCCCCCAACAUGACCUACGUGUGGCAGAGAGGUGGAGAGAACGUCCAUCACAUAGAGUCUUUGAAAACGCGGGUGAAGAUCAUGGUGGAUGGAACCCUGCUCAUCUCCAGGCUCGUCCCCGAGGAUUCUGGGAACUACACCUGCAUGCCGAGCAACGGCCUGCUGACCCCCCCCACGGCCUCCGCCAACCUCACCGUGAUGCACCCGGCCCUGGCUCUUCCGAUGCCUGAGGACACGUACCUUCCCACCGGGAUGGACGGCGUGGUCAGCUGCCCGGCGGCGGCUCAGCCUCCGCUGCUCCGCGUGGAUUGGACAAAGGAUGGAGAACCGCUGGAUCUGUCCUUGUAUCCAGGUUGGACCUUGACGCCGCUGGGCUCCUUGUUCAUGGCCACAGUCAAUGAUGAUGCAGCCGGCGUGUACACGUGCACUCCGACCAACAGCUACGGCAGCAUGGGUUCAUCUGGGCCCACCAAUGUGAUUCUGCAGGACCCUCCAUCAUUCAGCGUGACCCCGGAGAGGCAGUACCGACAGGAGGCCGGCCGGACCCUGCUCGUCCCCUGUCAGGGAAACGAGGACCCGACAACCAGAGUGACCUGGAGCAAGGUGGACCUGACUCGCAGCAUCGCUUACGCCAUCGAGCCCAACGGUUCCCUCCUGCUGCAGCCGCUCACCAAGGACCACCAGGGGGCGUGGGAGUGCACUGUCACGAACCGCGUGGCCUCGGUGAAGGCCAGCACACAAGUCUUUGUCCUCGGCACCAGUCCCCACGCGGCUACCUCUCUGUCCGUCUCCCCCGGGGUGAGGCAGGCCAACGUGUCCUGGGAGGCCGGCUUUGAUGGAGGAUCGGCGCAGACAUUCGCAGUUUGGGUGAAGAAGAUUUCAGCGGGCGGUGAUGAUGAUGAUGAUGAGAAGCAGGCGUGGUUCUCCGUGCCCGUGGCCCCGCCCUCCGGCGCCAGGCUGCAGGUGACGGGCCUGUCUCCCGCCACAGAUUACCAGUUCAGCAUCCUGUCGCAGAACAAAAUGGGCACGGGGCCCUUCAGCGAGUUCGCCACCGCUCGGACUUUAGAUCCUCCGCCGAGGAGAAGCAAACUCCAGCCUCCCGUGUCUCUGUCAGCUGAUCAGCGGCCAGCAGGUGUCGUCCUGCAGUGGGUCCUUCCUGAAGAGCAGCGCCCCCCCAUCACGGGCUUUGUCCUCCAGUCCCGAGCCCAGCAAGAGGACUGGUAUAAUCUGGUGGAGGACAUCGCUGCCAACAGCAGUGAGAUAGUGGUUCCGGGUCUGCACAAGGAUUGUGAGUACGAGCUGCGGCUGCUAUCUCGUCGCGGGGAGUUGCUGAGCGAGCCCAGUCCAUCAGUCAAUGUCUCCACCAUGGCGAUGGAGAUCUACCCCGGCACAUCCCGGCUCCUGGAGUUCGUCCCGGAGCCAUUACUGGCCGGCGUGCUGGGCGGGGUCGGCUUCAUGUGCUUGGCACUGGUCUUGCUGCUGGGGGCCGCCUGUGUCAUCAGCCACAGGAGGAACCAGCGCCGCAGGAAGAAGAAGGAUGAACCCCCUCCAGCCAUCUAUAAACGCUCCCCAUCCAUAAAGACUCCAGGCACCGGUAGUCCAGACAGUGUGUUGAAGAAAAGCCUUCUUCCAGCCAGCAGCCUCUAUCCCACCACUUCCUCCUCCACCUCCACCACCACCGCCACCUUCUCCUCCUCCUCCUCCUUGCAGACAGACUGUUUCUCCUCCGGCGCUGAGAAUCCUAAUCGGCGGAAGCAUCUCCCGUCGUACCCCAGCAGGGGGCGUCUCACCAGGACAACUUCCUCCCCGAUUUCACCCCCGAUUGAGUUGAUCUCUAGGGGUCCGGACGGGCGCUUCACACCUUACGACCCUGACACGUUAAGUGUUCACAGCAGGAAAAGUUUAAGGUAUCACCAGGGAAGCAGAGUCCGAAGGUCUGUGUCGCUGCACUCCGGAGGGGAAGACAGGAAAGAACGACCUUUUGUGCUUUCUGUUGAUCUCCCUCCUCUCAAACCAGCGGAGUCCAUGACCUCCACAAGCCAAAUCUGUGGCAUGGUCCCGCCCCUGCCCCUCCACAAUGCGUACAUCUGGAAUCAGAAGGCGAGCUACGAUGGCUUUCCCGACAUGAGCAGCCUGUGCUCCAACACGAGUCUGGCCACGAUUCCUCGCCAAGGCCGAGGAGUGACUCCCACGUUUCCCGUGCUCCCGCACAUCCGAUCCGGCCUGGGUCAGCCGUCCACCACGGCCAGCGCCCUGGUGCUGCAGAUGGAGCACGAGCGGGAUCGAGGGAACCUGAGUCGCUGCCUGAAGCUGGCUCAGGAGAGGGAGGAGCUGGAGAGGGAGCUGCAGAGUUACACGCUAGACAGAGGCUCCAUGAGGGAGAUGAAGAGGGAGCCGACGGACCGGGAGAGAGGAGAGGCCGGCGGGGAUGAGUUUGUCUGGGAGUAUAAGAGCAGCACGUUGCCUCACAGAUACCCUCAGGGAAGCAGGAGGAGCUGCGGUUCAUCCGUUAGCCCUUUAUCUUUAUCCUCUGUCCACUGGGAAGCCCGUCCACUUGUCUCUCCUCCGCUCGGCACAUCUUCACCUGCGAUUGCCUCCUGUUUCAAGUCUGGCAACCGCCAAUUCACUCCAUCAUUCACCAGUCAGACCCCACUCCAGUGUGCGGAGGCAGGCAGUUUCUCCAGACGCGCAUUAACUCUCCCACAGCUCCCCGCCAAGCGCCAGAGACAUGAAAGAGCAGAGGCAGCACCACGGGGCUAUGAUCAUUCACCACAAUCCACAGUCUUAGAAAUGCAAACAAAUGAUUCACGCUCGGAGGCACAGAGACAGAACAGCCUCAGUCAUGGCAGCCUCUCAAUGUCGUCUUUCCGUAGAAAUGAUUAUACAGGCAGCUCGUAUUCGCCAAUCGAUGCAGAGGCCUUGUUCCACAGGCCCGCAGGUGGUGAUGCAUGUGCUGAGAUGAGCGUGGAUGAGCCCGAGUUGGACGUAUGCGUAACGCGGCCGAUGCUGCACCACAGAAUCGCCUCUCAUGUGCAACACGGGCGUUCGCUGACUCCCAGAGGCCAGUGUGAAGACGCCAGGAGGAGCACAAGCUUCAACUGCCGCACUCCGGCCUCCGUGGACCCGUUGCUAACUUCUCCACAACGUCCAGAAGCACAACUUUGGAGAGCCGGGACCAGAGGCUCCAAAGUCUGGGACUCGAAGCAUCGAAGUCGUAGCCUGGACUCAAGGAGACGGAAUGAGAGAAAUUUCCUAACCCCUGAUGUGUGGAUAGAGUCACUUAGCCAAGAGAACUGUUCUGUUGAAUCCUCGUGUCAUGCAGACACUCUCUUCAGGGAACCACAAAGCUUUCCUACCCAAAAGUCUCCUGUAAAUUCUCCUUCUGCUACCCAAGAUGCCUCCUGUUCACCUCCUGCCGUCCACACUUUAUCCUCGGGCAGCAGUCCAGAGAACUUCAUUCCAAAUCCUGACGUAACUCGCCACUACGAGCCAAGAUCAGACGACUCCAUCUUUCCAGAUUCUGCCACAUGGCCAAUCGCUUACCACCAGGAGGCCGUGGACGAUGCAGAAGGUUACUCAGACACAAUGAGGGAAGCUCCUAGAUAUCUACCCCCCAACAACAACCACCAGGAGGCACUGUAUGUGGAGGCAGGAGGCUACGAGGGAGGGCUGGAGUCCGGGAGCAACUACAGCAGCUACGCCAGCAGCGGCCGCGGCAGCAUGGAGCCGGCGAACGGACGCCUGUCUCUGUGCCACCUGUCCCCAACACUCACCAGCUCACCUGAGACUGUGGAGGAGAGCCUGUUCAACCCAGAGGACAAGCACAGUCACCAAAUGGAACACGGCCAGAGGAGAAAGGCCUCCGUGGAUGAGAAUUAUGAGUGGGAUGCAGAUGAUGUCUUCCCAGAGCCUGGAGACGGCGAUGGCCUGCUUCUCAAAAUGAUUCUGCUGAAGCCUCCUCCGUUCCGUGGCCUUCCCAGCAUGCCGUGCUCCGCGAAGGCUGUGAGGAAAUGCACUCAGCUGUCUUUGCACCCAGGGCAUCAAAGCAGCUGCUCUGCUGAGCCAGAACCAGACACUGUGCUGUUCUGACAGUGGCAGCCCUCGGCUCAUCUCACUGGUGUGUCCUUUCACUCAUCGAGGCGACAAAAACUGCAUGUGGCAGAAAGUGAGCUUUUGUCUGUUGGACUGAAUUUUUCUUUCCUCGAUCCAAGGGAAGAAAAAGAAAAAUGAUUUUUUUUUGAGGGGGUUGGUCUUCUGCUGCGUCUCCUUAUCAAGCUUCACUCCUCAAUCAUCUUUAACAUGCACAGGUCUGAGUUUGAGCUUCAACUCCUCAGAGACAGUUUGCCCAACUGCCUGUAUCAAAGCGUUUGUGUGUGCUGAUGGAUUCCCUCUGUUCUCCGGUGAAGUCUGAUGUGCAUUCAUCAUCCGGGGAUGAAUCUGCACAAACACAAGGGGACAAAACGGCCUCAGGCAUCAUCGAGCCGCUGAUUUAAGCUGUGGAUGAUUUAGGCGACAGAGAUGAUUAAUCACCCCUGAGUCUAACAAAAGAGGUGUUUAUGAAAUGCCAAUAACUAAGGAAGACAAAUAUCACAUAGAAAAGGUUAUUCUGCUGCACUGUUCCUCAAACUUUUUUUCUUGUUUGACCUUAAAAUACUUUAAAUCUUUUGAAUCCAAACAUCCGGGUGUUUUCUCUUCCGGCCGCCUCAUUGCUCCGUGAAGCGAGACCUCUGAUAAUUUCCAUAAUUGAAGAGGGUCAAGUUACUUUGUUGGGUUUGUCCUUGUUUAUUUUACUCACGCACAUGAAGGGAAAUUAGUUUUUAUUCCGUGUUCUGCCUGUAAUUUUCCAAGGGUCAGCUGACGGGCUGAUUAGUGGGUUUCUCUCCCAGCAGCACCUGCUCUGUGCUCACACUUGGCAGACAACAGUCGUGCUCAUAAGUGGUACAUGUUAUGUGGGCUUAAUGCCUCCCGUGCCGCCCCAGGGGUCGUAAAUCAACUUUCUUGUUUGUGGACUUAAUGAGGAAAUUGUGAAUUACAGCAGUGGGAGUGAGUGCUCAGACACAUCAGUAUUUAAAACAGCAUUCAGACCAGAAUCUCUUCAUUUCUGUCGAAUCCCUGUGAUGGAUUCAGUCAUGGAAGCAGAAUAUAUUUGUGUGGAGCUUUAUGAUGUGUUUGUAUGAAAUGGCGGUUCGCUCCAUAAUCCACCUUGUAAUUAUGAGGGUUAAAUUCAGAUUUUUUUUAAUGAAAAAUGGAUGAUAUCUGACCGGGUGCUAAUUAAAAUGGAAGGGACUGAAAAGACAAAUGCUUCAUGUCAAUUAAACUGUGUCGCUGGACGUAAUUAAUCACAAAUUCAAUCGUGUUGAGUUGUCAGUGCAUUGGACUUUUAAUCAUGCAACUCAUCAAUCAUACAAACGUCCUGAAUUCUGCGGACAUCUUUCUAAAUUCUACAUAGCCUGUUGCAUUAAAUCCCCAUUAUAUGUGUAUAUAUGUGUGUAGAUGUAUACACACAUAGUCAUCAUUAGAUUGGAGCUUUUCUUGAUUUGCCAUCACAUCCGCUUCACUGCUCUUGUUGAUACUUGAGGCUGCCAGCACCGACUAUAUGACUGUUAAGCAGACAUUUUGCUGUGUUACUUUCUGGUGUGAGUGGGCACUCGUGUAUGUGUGUGUGUGUGUGUGUGAAGAAUUGUAUUUGUUAUGAGGCGUUCGAGUGGGACACAGCUCACUGCAUCAUGUGAUCGUAAGUGGCUUCAGAAAGUUUCCAGACCCCUUCACCCUUUUGCUCAUAUUCUUUUUAUCGUAGAUUUAAUUUAAACGGAUAAACUGUCUGUAUUUUGGCAACAAUCCAGAUUAAAUGAGCCAUAAUGACGAGGUGGAAACGUGUGUUUUAGGAAUUUGGCUUGAGCCUGUCACAAAGAGUUGUUCACCAUUUCCAGUUCAGUGGAGCUCACUUCAGUGUGCAGCAACCAAAACUGGAGAAUCCGCUGUAAACAACACUGUUGAUGAGCUGAGAAGUGUCAGCCAGCGCUGCUUCAGAGCGCCGGUCCACUGUUUACUCAAAGUUAAUCCAUACUGAACAUAUCGCGUGUCCAAAUCGCACCAAAUUAAAUUCUGCACUUCCUUGUGCCCUUAACAAUACACAGGCCUGUUCUUGGGAUAUGUUUGCCACAUAUAGACAGAUAGAUGGAUAGAUAGUCGUGCUAUUGAGUGUGGAUAAAUGUGCAAAAAUUGCUUAAAAACUAAUAUAUUGCACACUUAAGUUAGCAAAAGGUGAAGAUGUUUGAAAGCUUUCUGACACAAUGAACGUGUUGAUUUUUUUCGCAAAUUCCUCCUUCCCAGUUUUUGAUCAAGCGCCUCCGCCCCGAACCUUCUGAGAGAAACCUGCUCUCGCCACCUGCUGCUGCCUUUUCUUCCCCGAACAAUGGAGGCAAAAGGGAAAAAUGGGUUUUGCUUGCUUGCUCUAGCUCAGGGCCGUCACAUUAGUCAACCAAAUAAUUAACUCAGAACUCCACACUGUAGCGGAGCAUUGUGGGGUAUCCGUCCUAUAAUUGAAUUCACUCGUUGAGGCUACAUUUACUGCAAAUCAAUGAUUCACUUCGGUGGAACAUUCUCAUUUUCUGGCGCACACGCAGCUGUAGCUGGAGUCCACAAAUGAUCAAACCCCACGUGCCGCUCUGGGGAUUUGGAGUCAGCACUACUUCUUUUGCCCAUGUGUUUGAAACCAUAUCUAAAUAUUGCGCUUCCAGGACAAAGAACGCAGUAAAGUGUGUGGAAAUAUUUUCUUUGUCUACCGGAUGUAAUCCUUUUAAAAGGAAUAAUUCCUUGUUCUCCGCAGCAGGGGCUACAACCUUGUAUAACAGAUUUCUUUAGGGAGUUGCGGAAUGUUGCAGGUUGAAAGCUCCUGAGGAUUCAAUCAUGAAAUGCUCCUGCAGAGGCAUUGAUGCUAUAGAAGUGUGGACUCACUGUGGAAUAAAAAGCUCUCAAAGGAAACCUGUUCACAAAGAGACGUGGACAAUGGCGAGGGCUCGUAAAGCAGAUUUUUAUACUGCUGCCUUUAUCAGUUAUUGUGUAUACUUAGGUGGAUUAACUUUAAAGCAAGCGCACUUUUAUUACGCCCAUUAAGCAGCCGAUGAAUUAUUCACAAAUGCCAGGAAGUGAAUCUCUCAGGUGGAAACUAUUCAAAGUCUAAUAAAAGGAAAUGUCACGUUAUAGCUGAGAAGUUGAACCAUAUGUUCAUCAUGUUACCGUAGAGGGUGAGGUGUCAACUCGCCGUGAUUACUCAAAUUAAUGAAGCUCUCCAUCUGCCGCUGUCUCUAAACCACCACUAGGGGGAGGUUUCAGAUUCUAUAUGCUUGUUUCAUCGACUGUAAAUAAAGAUGGACGACAAGUCUUCACUUCCUUCUGUUCAGAGGCAGUCGUGGUAUAUUGUUUCUCUGUAUUAUUAUAGCAUUAAAUAAUUAGUUAAAACCAAACAAACCACUGGAAAUGAAAACAUGUAGGAGGCAGGGUUUAUGGCCUGUACUGCAGCCGGCCACCAGGGAGCGAUCAAGAAGAUUUGGCUUCACUUUUGGGGAACUGUCAUGUCAGCCAUCUUUCUCUACAGUCUCUGAUACACUGCGGCUUUAGGACUCGUUGUUUUUUCUAGUUAUCAGUACAACAAUAUACAAAUUUAUUGUAACUACAGAAGGUUCCAACUAAACGUAAUUCAAAGGAGGAGUUUCUCGAUGUAUAAAAGUACCUCUGCUUCCCAAAACCGAGAACUCCAGAAGAAAAGAUGCAAACAAGCUGUUUGUUCCGUGAAAACAUUGUUUAUUCAUAACUUCGAUAAACUCUUGAUAAACAGAUAACUUUCACCGAGGAGGGUUCAUGUUCACUGACAUCCAUGUGUCUCUCAGUGUGGCCCUCACUCGAUCCCGCUGCUGAGUUCAGAAAGUUUUGCUCCCAUUUGCGGUGCAUUCAUGUGCUUUUGUAUCCGAACAUGAGAGGAACCUGAACGCUGCACCGAACACGCUGUUUGACUUGUUGCUGCACCAGAACAUGUAAAUAAUUUAUGGAGCUAAUCAAACUCCACUGCGACUGCACUGGUUGUUGUGUGCAGGCCGCCCUCCCGCUGAUACUGGAACAGAGCAGAGAUCACAGACAGGAAAAUGUUGGUUUCUUAGCCUUCUAGCUUUUUUGUUUCCCUCUGCCAGUCAAAUGAUACGGGUGGAGUUACCGACACCUUACCGUGGGAAGGCAGCGGUGGAGAAGAUGAGUCAGACUUCUUUAUCUGGUGGAAUCACAUACAAAAAAAUGGUUGUGCAGUAUUUUUAACAUCUAAAUCUGCAUGUGUGUUUUAUCACUGGUGACAGGACGUCUGUUAACGGGUUCAAAGUGGGUCUGGAUUUGACUUGGAGAUAAUUCCGGGACCGCAACACAUUUUUCUGUUUAUACACAUUAAUCCUGAUUGGUCCAAAUAAUUUGACGUCACAGUUUCCUGAGCUGUGCACUUACAACCUCUCAAGGGAAAUGAUCAACGGAACUUUGAUUGAGAUUCAGUUUGUGCAUCUGGAGCCUGAUCGCUGUCGGAAUCUUACUGAGAAAAUAGGUUUUCAAGGCCUUUCAAAUAAAAAUGUGAAUAAUGUGCUUGUUCUAUUUCAACAACUACGACCCCGUUGCUCCGAAAAUCAGACGUGAAUUGACACUUUCUUUAACUGAGCUUUAAGAACUUUAAAUUUGAAAUUUACUUAUUGGCAUCAGGGUUUAAUUUGUUGCUGAAAACACAGUGUGCAUUGAACAGUUUCACAGUUUUUCAAGUCAGCUUCAGCCGCUCUCUCCUCGCUCUGCUCCUUUAACACAGUGUCAAAGCCGGAAGAAAACAAAGCACGGUGUCGUACACCCCCGUUCAGAUCUGUUGACACUCUGCUCAACUUUAUUGAUUGAUUAAAACUCUUGUCUUACAUCUGAACCGGCUUCCAAUUAUACUAAUGGCCUCGGUACGGCCACUCCAGACGACCCCCCGUGGAAAAAGAUCGGAGGUUGUGUCACAGUCAUCUUUUUCAAUUCCAUUUAUUUAGACCGUUACAUAACUUUGACAACACAGAUGUCUGGGGUGGGG
Messenger RNA from Limanda limanda (common dab), 10124 nucleotides. RefSeq names its product immunoglobulin superfamily, member 9a (gene igsf9a). Gene Ontology annotation, biological process: cell-cell adhesion. Lineage: Eukaryota; Metazoa; Chordata; Actinopteri; Pleuronectiformes; Pleuronectidae. Gene Ontology annotation, molecular function: protein binding. The transcript has 21 exons. The record is from RefSeq and is a predicted model, not a curated record. The coding region runs from base 275 to 5122 and encodes 1615 amino acids.